ACCUGUCGUGUUCGGCCCAGAGCUGGUCCCAGAUGGACUGGGUUCCAGUCUGGCUCGGAGUCGAGACUUUGGAUGCUGACUGGGAAGACCCGUGGGACCAGUUUGAUGAGCGGCAGUAUCUGAAUGCCAAAAAGUGGCGCGUCGGUGACGAUCCCUAUAAGCUGUAUGCUUUCAACCAGCGGGAGAGCGAGCGGAUCUCCAGCAGCCGGGCGGUCCCUGACACCCGCCAUCUGAGAUGCACCCUGCUGGUGUAUUGCACCGACCUCCCCCCCACCAGCAUCAUCAUCACCUUCCACAACGAGGCCCGCUCCACCCUGCUCAGAACCAUCCGCAGCGUGUUAAACCGCACGCCGAUGAAUCUGAUCCAGGAGAUCAUAUUAGUGGAUGACUUCAGCAAUGACCCUGAGGACUGCUUGCAGCUCAUCAAGUUGCCCAAGGUGAAGUGCAUUCGCAAUAGCGAGCGGCAAGGUCUGGUCCGGUCCCGGAUCCAGGGCGCUAAUGUUGCCAAGGGCACCACUCUGACUUUCCUGGACAGCCACUGCGAGGUGAACAGGGACUGGCUCCAGCCCCUGCUGCACAGAGUCAAAGAGGACUACACGCGGGUGGUGUGCCCUGUGAUUGACAUCAUCAGCUUGGACAACUUCAACUACAUCGAGUCCGCCACGGAGCUCAGAGGGGGGUUUGACUGGAGCCUCCACUUCCAAUGGGAGCAACUCUCCCCAGAGCAGAAGGCUCGGCGUCUGGACCCUGCUGAGCCCAUUAGGACUCCCAUCAUAGCUGGGGGGCUCUUCGUGAUGGACAAAUCCUGGUUCGAUUACUUGGGGAAGUAUGAUACGGACAUGGACAUCUGGGGUGGAGAGAAUUUUGAGAUCUCCUUCAGAGUGUGGAUGUGCGGCGGCAGCCUUGAGAUCGUCCCCUGCAGCCGAGUGGGCCAUGUCUUCCGCAAGAAACACCCCUAUGUUUUCCCAGAUGGAAACGCCAACACGUAUAUAAAGAACACCAAGCGGACAGCUGAGGUGUGGAUGGACGAAUACAAGCAGUACUAUUAUGCUGCUCGGCCGUUUGCUCUGGAGAGGCCCUUUGGGAACAUCGAGAGCAGACUGGACCUGAGGAAGAAUUUGCAGUGCCAGAGCUUCAAGUGGUACCUGGAGAACGUCUAUCCAGAGCUCAGAAUCCCCAGCGAUUCCUCCAUCCAGAAGGGCAGUAUCCGACAGAGGCAGAAGUGCCUAGAGUCUCAAAGGCAGAAAAACACAGACACCUACAACCUCAGGCUAAGCCCCUGUGUCAAGAACAAAGGCGAGGACGUAAAAUCCCAGAACUUGGAUCCUUUAGACAUGUCCUCUUAA
This is a messenger RNA of Leptonychotes weddellii (Weddell seal), 1346 nucleotides long. The record is from RefSeq and is a predicted model, not a curated record. Lineage: Eukaryota; Metazoa; Chordata; Mammalia; Carnivora; Phocidae.